AUGAAAGAUUCGCCUAAGAGUCUCGAGGCGGGGGACAAUCCCGAGUUCCCAUAUGAUGACCCAAAAGCCAUACAGGGAGAGAUCACAGGCGUUCACAACUCAAAGACCCAACGAGGUUUGAGCUCGCGCCAUGUUCAAUUCUUGGCUCUGGGUGGUUGUAUCGGCACUGGUCUUUUUGUUGGCAGUGGCCAAUCGCUGUCGACGGUUGGUCCUGCUCCUUUGCUCAUGGGCUAUAUUGUCAUGUCAAGCAUUGUGUACUUUGUCAUGAACAUGCUUGGUGAAAUGACCACCUAUCUCCCCGUCCAGGGUGUUUCGGUGCCAUAUUUGAUUACUCGGUUUACGGAGCCCAGUCUUGGAUUUGCCAUUGGAUACAAUUACUGGUAUUCAUUUUCAGUGUUGCUAGCAACAGAAGUCACUGCAUCCGGCCUUGUCAUUGAGUAUUGGCAGUCACCGGUCAGCGUGGGUGUAUGGAUCGCAAUCAUUCUCGUUGUCAUUCUCCUUCUAAACAUUGUCGCGGUCUCUUGGUAUGGUGAAGCCGAAUUUUGGUUCGCAUCACUCAAGAUCCUGGCGAUCCUCGGUCUAAUCAUCCUGGGUGUCAUCCUUUUCUUUGGCGGUGGUCCUAACCAUGAUCGUCUCGGCUUCCGGUAUUGGCAACGGCCAGGCGCAUUCGUGGAACCCUACUUGGUCCCGAGCAUCAACACAGGCCGCUUUCUGGCAUUCUGGACCGCUAUGAUCAAGUGCGGAUUCUCCUUCAUUUUCUCCCCAGAGCUUAUCACUGCUGCUGCCGGUGAGGCUGAGUCGCCACGCCGCAACAUUCCCAAGGCGUCGAAGCGGUUUAUCUACCGUUUGUUCGCAUUUUACAUCUUGGGCAGCUUGGUCAUUGGUGUGACAGUUGCAUACAACGACAAGAACCUCCUGCAGGGUGUUGCGAGCGGUGGUUCUGGUGCUGGUGCCAGUCCAUUCGUUGUCGGCAUCCAAAAUGCUGGUAUCACUGGAUUGAACCACGUUAUCAAUGCUGCCAUUCUUAUCUCUGCCUUUUCGUCGGGGAAUUCCUGGCUCUUUGCUGGGUCUCGCACACUUUACUCGCUCGCAGGCGAGGGCCAGGCUCCCGCAUUUUUCCUUCGCUGCAACAAAAACGGCGUCCCGUACAAUGCUGUCAUCGUCACUUGGGCAAUUGGUCUACUCUCCUUCUUGAAUCUGUCUACCUCAGGUUCAACCGUGUUUUAUUGGUUUACCAACAUUACUACAAUCGGAGGUUUCCUUGCUUGGGUCAUCGUGGCAGUGGCAUACUUGCGUUUCCGCAGCGCUUUGGAUUUCCACGGGCUGCUCAAGUCGCGGCCCUUCAUUACUCCCUUCCAACCGUACGGCGCUUACUACGUGAUGGUCUUUGUGUCACUACUGGCUAUUACCAAUGGCUAUACGAUAUUCUUCCCAGGCUCGUUUACUGCGUCGGACUUCCUUGUUUCCUACAUUGUCUUCGUGAUCUUCUUCGUGCUGUACUUCGGCCAUAAGUUCUAUUACAAGACGCCAUGGAUAGUCAAGGUGUCAGAGCUUGACAUUUUCAGCGGCAAGGAGGAGAUCGACCGACUUGAAGAAGAGGAGGUCGAACCGCAGCCACGCAACUGGCUAGAGCGAGUGUGGUGGUGGAUUGCAUAG
Molecule: messenger RNA, 1656 nt
Organism: Penicillium samsonianum
Lineage: Eukaryota; Fungi; Ascomycota; Eurotiomycetes; Eurotiales; Aspergillaceae
Product: Amino acid/polyamine transporter I
Exons: 6
Coding region: 1-1656 (551 amino acids)
Biological process (GO): amino acid transmembrane transport
Cellular component (GO): membrane
Molecular function (GO): amino acid transmembrane transporter activity
Source: RefSeq, a predicted model, not a curated record